This is a messenger RNA of Mauremys reevesii (Reeves's turtle), 2090 nucleotides long. It is a transcript of the gene TRIP4, whose product is annotated as thyroid hormone receptor interactor 4. The transcript is spliced from 14 exons. Gene Ontology annotation, molecular function: zinc ion binding; transcription coactivator activity. Lineage: Eukaryota; Metazoa; Chordata; Testudines; Geoemydidae. The coding region runs from base 67 to 1890 and encodes 607 amino acids. The record is from RefSeq and is a predicted model, not a curated record. Gene Ontology annotation, cellular component: nucleus. Gene Ontology annotation, biological process: positive regulation of DNA-templated transcription.
CGGAAGUGCUGCACCAGCCGCCGCUGGGGCUGGCGGUGCGCCCAGAUCUCCCUUCCCCGGGCAGAGAUGGCCGCUGCUGGGGCGCUCCUGGCCUGGUGCAUCCAGCAGCUGCGCGGCGACUUCGGGCUGGAUGUCAGCGAGGAGAUCGUGGGGUACAUCUUGUCAAUUGAAAAUGAGGAGGAGAUCCGAGAGUAUGUAAUUGACCUCAUCCAGGGGACAGAUGGGAAGAAGAGUCAGUUUAUAGAAGAGCUGGUAACCCGAUGGAGAAAGUCCUCUCAGCCGGCUUCCGACCCUUUGCCAGUGUAUAGAAAAAGAGACGAGAUUUCAGAUGUGCAUCGGGCUGGAGACCAAGGCAAGAGAGGGAGACGCAAAGGAAGGAACAAGCAAGAAACAUCUCUGUAUGCUGAGCCCAACCUACCUGCAGAGGAAGUAAAAACACCCCUUGAUCUGGCCAAGGCACAGGAGAUGGGCAGUGGUGGCAGUGCCAGCAGUACCUCCAAGAAAAAGGCCAAAUUCGUCAACCUAUACACCAAGGAGGGGCAGGACAAACUGGCGGUCCUGAUCCCUGGACGCCACUCCUGUGAGUGCCUGGGCCAGAAGCACAAACUCAUCAGUAACUGUUUGACCUGUGGUCGUAUUGUCUGCGAACAGGAGGGCUCCGGCCCCUGCUUAUUUUGUAGUACACUGGUGUGCACGAAGGAAGAGCAGGACAUUCUGCAGCGUGACUCGAACAAGAGCCAGAAGUUGCUGAAGAAGCUCAUGGCAGGUACUGAGAGUUCUGGGCAGAUGGAGAUCCUCAGCAAGGACCUGCUGCCUCGUCAGGAAGCUCGGCUUAAGACAGGUCUGGAGUUGGCUGUGAAACACAAAGACAAGUUGCUGGAAUUUGACAGAAUGAGUGUGCGCCGUACCCAAGUCAUCGAUGACGAGUCGGAUUACUUUGCUACAGACUCCAACCAGUGGCUGUCCAAACAAGAGCGCGAGGCGCUGCAGAAGAGAGAGGAGGAGCUGCGAGAGCUGCGCCACGCUUCUCGACUUGCCAGAAAAAUCACCAUUGACUUUGCUGGCAGGCAGAUCUUGGAGGAGCAGGACAGCAUGGCUGAAUAUCACAGCAAGUUGGAUGAAACGUUAGAUGCCAUUAACUGUGGCACAUUAAGCAAGCCGUUGAGGAGCCCCGAGGGGAAGUUUGAAGAGAGCUCUGGGGUUCUGGUGAAUCCCCACCUUCUCCAGCCUGCCCCCUUGUGGGUAGACCAGACUGGAUUGCUCCUGCACAGAAAAACUGCCCAUUCUGCAGAAACUGGGCAUGAGUCUGCCUCCGAAAGGAACAGGUUACGGAUUCAGGAUCGAGAAUUACAGGAGAUCUCAGAUGAUGGCUGGUGUCUCAGCAUGCACCAGCCUUGGGCUUCCUUGCUGGUAAAAGGAAUCAAAAGGGUGGAGGGCAGGACCUGGUACACAUCCCACAGAGGACGGCUGUGGAUAGCAGCGACUGCUAAAAGACCAUCCCCUCAAGAAAUCUCUGAGCUAGAGGCCACCUACAGAAUGCUGCUCCGGGAAGAUGUGGAAUUUCCCAGAGAUUAUCCUUCUGGGUGCCUCCUGGGUUGCGUGGACUUGACUGAUUGUCUAUCACAAGAACAAUUCAAGGAGCAGCUUUGCAGUUCACCUUCUAAACAUCAGUGCAACUGGACUGCGUCCAGACAGAGCUUCAGUGGAUUCCCUUUCUUGUAUCCGGAGUUGAGCCAGGAGUCUGGGUCUCCGUUUGUCUAUGUCUGCACUAAUCCCCAGGAGAUGAUCGUGAAGUUUCCCAUCAAAGGAAAACACAAAAUCUGGAAACUGGAUUCAAAGAUUCAUCAGGGAGCAAAGAAGGGGUUAAUGAAGCAGAAGGCGAUUGUUUGAGCUCCCACCCACCAGGAGCCCAGCCCAGCUGCUCUUCCUGGGGCCUUUGGGACAGUGGAGGUGGAAGGUUCUGAAAGGCAGGUGCUUCCAGGGGGACUGAGAGCAUUGUUAUAAUAUCUGACUAUUGUAUUCCGAAGCCAUUAAACGAGGAGAGCUUUGUGCCUCGCUCUCUGCGGGCACAGAGCCCAGCCAGUCUGGCA